Staurois parvus is the source of this 256-nucleotide messenger RNA. The record is from the annotation of a GenBank genome assembly. Lineage: Eukaryota; Metazoa; Chordata; Amphibia; Anura; Ranidae.
AGACACCCCGUUUUGGAAUGGGGUGCCCAAAGAUUGUCCAUAAUUUCAAAGGGUGCCUCUGGACUGUCCAUAAUUUUAACUACUUGUCUACUGGGCACUUUUACCCCAUUCCUGCCCAGGUCAAUUUUCAGCUUUCAGUGCUGUCGCAUUUUGAAUGACAAUUUUAAAAGGUGCCUUGACUGAAAAAAAGCUUGAGAAACACUGGGCUAGACAAUGGCAUCCUGACUGCCAUUAGGUAUCUGGAUGAAAUCCUUGG